AUGGCCGAUAACCAUGUCGUAGGCCAAGGUGUCGACCACAAGAAACACCAUUUCGAAGGUCUCUAUGGUGGAGUUGCUCUGGUUGUCGGCUGUGGUGACGGUAUUGGUCGAGCCAUCAUCGAGCACCUUGUGGAGGACCCAGGUAUAUCCACUGUAGUAGCAUCAAGGCGUAAUGGAUCCAAACUCGCAGGAAUUGUGGCUGAGUUGGGAAGCAGUAAGAUUCACGGAAUAAAAGCUGAUGCACGUCUCGAAGAAGAAGUCUUCAAACUCUUUGAAGAGACUGAGAGGAGGUUUGGGCCCAUAACGCUUUGCGUUCACAACAUAGGUGCCAAUGUGACUUUCUCUGUUGAGGAGACUACAGCUCGAGUAUAUCGCAAGGUUUGGGAGAUGGCACGUUUGAGUGCUUUCUAUACGGGUCGCGAAUGUUCUAGGAAGAUGGGCCUGCGAGGAAAGGGCACCUUGGUCGUCACAUCGGCAACGGCUUCAGUCAGAGGUCGAGCUGGUUACUCAGCUUUCUCCGGUGCACUACAUGCUAAGCGGGCGCUCGCGCAGAGUCUGGCUUGCGAGUUGGGACCUAAAGGGGUGCACGUAGCCCAUGUGGUAGUCGAUGGACCUGUCGACACUCCAUGGAUCAGAGCACAGCUAGCUUCCAAAGAAGGCCUUCCCAACUUGAUUUCACCGCGGACUAUUGCCGAGACCGUACUGUUCCUCCACAAGCAAAGCUCCGAUGGAUGGUCGAACGAAGUCGAUCUGCGAGGGGCAUCGAUGUCUCCAUGGUGGUCUUGAUUCUUUUUCAC
This is a messenger RNA of Perkinsus marinus ATCC 50983, 797 nucleotides long. Its product is annotated as oxoacyl-acp eductase, putative. The transcript has 7 exons. Lineage: Eukaryota; Perkinsozoa; Perkinsida; Perkinsidae. Bases 1 to 786 code for a protein of 261 amino acids. The record is from RefSeq and is a predicted model, not a curated record.